Closterium sp. NIES-65 is the source of this 1206-nucleotide messenger RNA. The record is from the annotation of a GenBank genome assembly. Lineage: Eukaryota; Viridiplantae; Streptophyta; Zygnematophyceae; Desmidiales; Closteriaceae.
AUGGACUUGGACGUGGACGUGGACAUGGACGUGGACAUGGACGUGGACAUGGACGUGGACGUGGACAUGGACGUGGACAUGGACGUGGACGUGGACGUGGACGUGGACAUGGACGUGGACGUGGACGUGGACGUGGACAUGGACAUUGACGUGGACGUGGACGUGGACGUGGACAUGGACGUGGACGUGGACGUGGACGUGGACAUGGACGUGGACAUGGACGUGGACGUGGACAUGGACGUGGACGUGGACAUGGACGUGGACAUGGACGUGGACGUGGACGUGGACAUGGACGUGGACGUGGACGUGGACGUGGACGUGGACAAGGACGUGGACGUGGACGUGGACAUGGACGUGGACGUGGACGUGGACAUGGACGUGGACGUGGACGUGGACAUGGACGUGGACAUGGACGUGGACAUGGACGUGGACGUGGACGUGGACGACAUGGACGUGGACAUGGACGUGGACGUGGACGUGGACGUGGACAUGGACGUGGACAUGGACGUGGACGUGGACGUGGACGUGGACAUGGACGUGGACAUGGACGUGGACGUGGACAUGGACAUGGACGUGGACGUGGACAUGGACGUGGACAUGGACGUGGACGUGGACGUGGACAUGGACGUGGACGUGGACAUGGAAGUGGACAUGGACGUGGACGUGGACGUGGACGUGGACGUGGACGUGGACGUGGACGUGGACAUGGACGUGGACGUGGACGUGGACGUGGACGUGGAGAACGUGGACGUGGACAUGGACGUGGACGUGGACGUGGACGUGGACAUGGACGUGGACAUGGACGUGGACAUGGACGUGGACGUGGACAUGGACGUGGACAUGGACGUGGACGUGGACAUGGACGUGGACGUGGACGUGGACGUGGACAUGGAUGUGGACGUGGACGUGGACGUGGACGUGGACAUGGACGUGGACAUGGACGUGGACGUGGACGGGACGUGGACAUGGACGUGGACGUGGACGUGGACGUGGACGUGGACAUGGACGUGGACGUGGACGUGGACGUGGACAUGGACGUGGACGUGGACGUGGACAUGGACGUGGACAUGGACGUGGACAUGGACGUGGACGUGGACGACUUGGACGUGGACAUGGACGUGGACGUGGACGUGGACGUGGACGUGGACGUGGACGUGGACGUGGACGUGGACGUGGACGUGGACGUGGACGUGGACAUGGACGUGA